Molecule: messenger RNA, 2528 nt
Organism: Ochlerotatus camptorhynchus
Lineage: Eukaryota; Metazoa; Arthropoda; Insecta; Diptera; Culicidae
Gene: Nct
Product: Nicastrin
Exons: 3
Coding region: 153-2273 (706 amino acids)
Biological process (GO): Notch receptor processing; protein processing
Cellular component (GO): plasma membrane
Source: RefSeq, a predicted model, not a curated record
CUUGGUGGUAAACAAGACGGAUUUUUCCUAAAUUUUUAGUAAUUUUCUUAGCAAAUCACGCUCUAAAGCGUGCCAAAACCGUAGGAUUAAGGCUGUUCUAGCAUAUAGUUCAAUUUUACAAUCGUGUCUCCAGAGCGUGUGGGUUUGUGAGAAUGAAAUCGCUGGAAGCAAUUCACAGUUUCCUUGUUUUGGUAGUGCUGUUAGGAUUAGACAAUGCCCAUUGCCAAAGAAUUAAGGACAAUAUGUACACCCCGAUCAGCGGGGCGCACUGCUUCCGGCGGUUAAACGGGACACACGUCACCGGUUGUAGCUCUAAGCUGGGCGGAUCAGUGGGCGUAUUGCACUUCAUCCGAUCGGAGGCGGAUAUCGAUUUCGUGGUGCGACAGCAUCCUGCCCCACCUUAUGCACCGGUCAUUACGCCGCAUCUGUUCACGAGGGAAAAUAUUCUACGGCUACGAGACCAGGGUGGACGGCACGUGUCUGCAUUGGUGCUGAUAAACAAUGCAACCGUGUUGCAACAGUUCAGUCAGGAGUCACGGUGCCCCAAUCAGUUCAGUGGGCUAAUCAGUGGUGAAGGGCAAGAUACUUGCAGCACAGAACGCGAGGAAGGCACCUGGAAUCCAUGGGGAACGGGAUUGCUGUUGGAAGACUUCCCAUUUCCCAUUUACUACGUGGCCGAUCCGGAUGAGAUCGAUAAGUUGUACGAUUGCUUUGAGAAGUUCAACAACUACGAUUUGGAGAAUCAGCACAAGAGGAGUCUGUGCAGCAUUGAGGUGAACGCUUUCAUGUCUGCGGCAGUAGAUACGAGGGUUUGCUUGUCUAGGUCGACACUUUUCAAUUCGCUGACGCCGGUCAAGUUUUGUGAUCCGCUGCAGGGCAAGAACGUAUUUGCUACGCUGUUUCCCCGUGUUCUCGUCAAGCCCGAGGAGCGAAAAGUGGAUCCAAGCGAGAGAAUAAUCCUGGUGUCAACCCGGAUGGAUACGACGACGAUGUUCGAUGGGAUCGGUCUGGGGGCUAUGGAUUCCCUGUUGCCGUUUACAGUUCUGGUUUCCGUUGCACAUUUCUUGGCAAAGGUCCUGCCGGAGAGAGUGAAAUCCUCCGACCCCAAUGUACUGUUCAUGUUCUUCAAUGGGGAAUCGUACGAUUACAUCGGAUCGCAACGAUUCGUGUACGAUUUACAGAAAGGAGCUUUCCCUACCAAGGGUAGCCUUACGAAUCCUAUAUCGAUGGAAAAUAUUGACCUGAUGAUCGAUCUUGGCACGAUGGAUGACCUCAAUAAGCUUCGGAUCUAUAACGCGUCCGAUAUAUCAGCAGUGUCUGAAAUAGCACAGAUGAUUAAACGAAUCAAUCUUUCAUUCCGAUUCAACAUCCAAGCGGAAGGUCCUAUUUUGACGAAAAACUUACCUCCGGUGUCAUCGCACUCAUUUCUGCGGGAGAAUGCUUCAUUCCCGUCGAUAGUGCUCACAUCGGCACCAGAAAAUCGAUUCUAUCAUUCAAUCUACGAUGAUACGGAAAAUCUCAAGUACAUUUAUGGCAAUCAUUCGAAGGAAAACGAUUUCACCCAACUGGAAGAUCUGUCCGAAGAAAAUGUUCUAUUUGGCCAGGACUCUAUCCAGUUAAGGCUGCGAAAUGUUUCUUCCCUUCUGGGAAUGGUCAUUUAUGAGCUGAUUACGGGUUCGCCGUACGCUCCUCGCUUCGGGACCAAUAGCGUGCUGAUUGAUGAAUUUCUGUACUGCUUCCUGCUGUCUGCCGAUUGCCCAUUGUUCCAAGCCGCCAUUAAGCCCGACUUCCCAAAAGCAUAUCCCGUGCCUCCGGUACGCUACAUCAGUGUUCACUCUACUCUCCCUUCUGAGGCAUCCGGUUGGACCCAUCGUCUGUUGGGCCUGCUGGUCGGCCAGAAAGUGGACAAGAACACCAAAGCCGAAUGCCAGGCUCUGCACUUCCCAUACAACUGGUAUGCGGGCUAUUCGGGCCUAGGAGAGUGCCGUUGGACUACACAGAAUUUCACCCAUGCCCUUUCGCCGGCAUUCCUGGACGAUGAUUACGAUUUCAAAUCGCACCGUUACUCAACGUGGACGGAAUCCACCUGGCGAGAGAUGUCAGCCCGCAUCUUCCUGCGACCCUCGGCAUCGCACGAAACGCUAACCCUCUCCAUUGGGUUCGUCGUAAUGGUUAUCUCGUUCGUACUGGUGUUUCUCAUCAACAGUCGAUCAGACGUUUUGUUCAACCAGAGUUCGUCGACCAUACCAAUAACGCCACCAACACAGUGCUAAUUGCUAUAAAGCAAUAGUUUGCCGACUGAUGUCUGAGAUUGUCGCUUCAUCAAUUCCCCGUUCACUUUACCCACUCACCCCUUAAACCGUCCCAUCAUCUCAGGCCUACAUUCUACAUACUCAUUCAAAUUGGAUAUCUCACCCUGAAGCAUUGCUUAACAUUAUACAUUUUACUGCUUACUAAUUUUUAUUCCAAACAUCAAAUCAUGGAUAGUGUGUAAGAUUUAAAAGUGAGAGAUAAAUUAUUGACCAAAU